Paramisgurnus dabryanus is the source of this 5214-nucleotide messenger RNA. The record is from RefSeq and is a predicted model, not a curated record. NCBI's taxonomy places the organism in Eukaryota, Metazoa, Chordata, Actinopteri, Cypriniformes, Cobitidae.
UAAAAUAAGAAAAAAACUCUGUGUUCCUGUAGCUUGACUGGUGUUAGCCAUGCAAAUGUUGUGGGUUUGAUACUAUUCAUGCCAAAUGCAGUGAAUGUAUAACCCAGUGUAAUCCAGCUCCUAGAAAUUGUGUUAAUGUAGCCAAUCAGAUUGGAGCUUACAAGUUUAAGGAAGCCCUUUGGCAUUUCUGUGUGAAAUCCUCAAUUUUGUUUUUACAUGAAAUCAUGCAUUACUUCUCAUUGCUAGACCAUUCCUUGUUUUGAUUCUGUUGAAAUGAAAGAUUAAAACCUGAGUUUGUGUUUGACAGAGAGGGAGUGGUCGUCUUCUUGGAUAUGUGGAGGAAGAUGAAGGCAGGGGGUGGAGUCUCUAUAGUUGUCACGAAGACGCAGACGCGGCACGAUGCUUCGACGGAAGAGAUUUGUGCGGUUGCUGGUGGUAGAACCUGAGGCGCUGUCUUCUGAUUGGCUGCUUCACCGGCCAUGGGCUCUGAGCCAAUCACAGCAAAGGAAACUGUGUGUCGAGUUAUUGCUUCAGAUUGCAAGUUGAGACACAUUCAGUCAUUCUCAGGAAAAACAAGCGUCUCUGAUUGGUGAGUGUUAGAGGAAACAUCAGAUUAAAUGGUACAACAUGGUGCUAGCAACUCUAAGGUCAUGGGUUUGAAUCCCAAGUGAACACAGAUUGAUGAAUUGAUGAAUGUACUCUAUGUUUAUGUCACAUUGGAUGAAUGUAUUUGUCAGAUGAACAGAUCAGGGUUUUUAAUUGUCAUUAAAUGAAACUCAUCCUUGUGUUUAGUGUGUCACAGUCAAGCAGAAUUUUCAUUUUUUCCUACUUAACAUAUUUGGCAUCUUUACAUCUUUAUAGCAAACAGCCUUAAAUCAGCUUUUAUCUUAUUUUGAACUGUUAAAGCAGACAUCUAAAACCAGCUGUAAAGCAGUCUUGAAGCAACCUAAAAGGAGGUCUUAAAAGGUGGUUUUAAAAGAGUUUAAAUCUGGUCUAAAGCCAGUUCACAGCAGGUUUAAUUCAGUCCUAAAGCGGAUUUAGAGCAGUCUUGGCCUGGUCAGACUGUUGAUUGUUUUAGAAAAGCUAACUAGUGUUUUUAUUUCAGCAUGGUUUGAAAUCUUAUAAAAUGUCCAGAUAGUUCAGUGAUGUUUUUUUUGUGUGUAGUUACAUCAUUACACCAGUAAGUGGUGUCACGUUUACUUGAUAGUCGUCCUCUUUCAUGGUUACUCGGUUUUGGGUUUAGGCAUGUUUUUGAGCCAAUCACCUGAGCAAUACAUGCUUUAGGUGAUGACAUAUUAACAACACUGAUUGGCUGAUGGCGUGACAAGAAUGUGCCGAAACCUUCACUAGUGAUGUCAGAAGCAGCAGACAUACAAUAUUUAUUCAUUCAUUCAUGCUUAUAAGACGCACUUAAGAUCAACCCGUCACUUCUGCAGCAUCUGUAAUAAAGUGAAACAGAUGAAUAAAGCAGAUCAAUAUCUGAGGUGUAAUCUUCAAAUAUAUUUAAGAAAUGAACAUCGUGACAUUUACUGAAGGAUUUAGACGAUUUUUAUUGUUUAAAUAAAUUUACACGACUGUAUUGUUCUUUAAAAUGAAAUGAUGUAUUUGCAUAAGAAUCAUCAGCCUAAGUGUGUGUGUGUGCGGGUGCAUGCAUUUUCAUGCAACAGUGCAUCUCUGCUCUUUGACUGCACAGCUGUGGUUAGUAACACAUUUACACACAUUCACAAACACACACACACACACACACACUAACCUACACUCAGUCACACUCAUAUAGAGAAAGCCGACACACAUGCUGGUCACAUCUCACACUUGACUUGCAAAAUUUGGGUUUUAUAUACCCACAUGUAAUUGUUCUGAAGGGCUUGAGUGUGUGUUUGUGAGUUUGUGUGUGUGAGAGUGUGUGUGUUUGAGGAAAGAGGAAGUUGUGUGCAGUUGAAAGGUUUCCUCCUCUUUGCAGAUCUGCAGAGCACCACUGACAGAAGAACAAGUGAAUAAGAGAGAGACGGAGAGAGAGAUACCAGAACAGAACUGGAUGCAGAACCAGCACGAGAGAGAGACAGAGAGACACUUUGUCUACAGCAUUUAGUUUUAAUCUAGUAGAUUAAUCCAUUGCAACUAGUUGUAGCUUUACUCUGAGUAAUUUGAUCGUGUUAAAUUGACUUUACUUGCUGAUGUCUAUUGGUCCUCGCUGUCAUUUCAUUGACUAAAGUAGAUUCUGUGCGUGUAGUUUGCUGUUUAACAUUUCGGGGAUGGCUGAUCUGCGGUGAUUUUAGGCCAGUAAAGUUUUGUCUGGUCAUCUGAGAGCAGAACUAGUUUUUAGGACUGAGGUUGAUUUGAGGUCAUCUCACCUGGUUUGGAGAUGGAGUUGUGGAGACAAUGCGCCAGCUGGUUAAUUCAAUGUCGGGUUCUUCCUGACAAUCACAGGGUGACGUGGGACAGCGCACAGGUGUGUGAACUGGCUCAUGCUCUGAGAGAUGGGGUUUUACUCUGUCAACUGCUCAAUAACCUCCUGCCACAGUCAGUCAACCUGAGACUGAUUAACCUGCGUCCUCAGAUGUCUCAGUUUCUGUGUCUGAAGAACAUCAGGACUUUCCUGUGUUCAUGUCAGGAGAAAUUUGGCAUGAAGAAAAACGAACUUUUCGAGGCCUUCGACCUUUUUGACGUGCGAGACUUCGGGAAGGUGAUUGAAACGCUGUCCAUCCUGUCACACACAUCGGUGGCCGUACAGAGAGGUUUCCGGCCGUUUCCAGAUGAAGCCUGUGUUGGAGAUGAUGAUAUUUACACUGGCCUUUCAGACCAGAUUGAUGAUACAGUGGAGGAAGAUGAUGAUCUUUAUGACUGUGUGGAGGAAGAGGAUGAUGAAGGUGAUGAUGUGUAUGAAGAUCUGAUGAGGACAGAAGAACCAGAAACACAGCAGAAGGUGGGAGUGGACAAGAGAAGUUGUUGUCUUGAGGAAAUCAGGCAGACAGAAGAGAAAUAUACCAACACACUGGAAUCAAUACUUCAGCACUUUCUGAAACCAUUACAGGCGUUUUUACAGCCAGUUGAUGUUGAAAACAUUUUUAUGAAUAUUCAGGAGCUAGCAAAGACGCAUCAAUCUCUUCUUCGUGAGAUUCAGGAAUCUAUACUUCAGUUGGGAGCAGAAAAUCUUUAUCAGAUCUUCAUUGACUAUAAGGAGAGGUUGUUACUGUAUGGUCGUUACUGUAGUCAGGUAGAAGCGGCUACCAAACACCUGGACAAAAUCUCCAGUACAAGAGAAGACGUCAAAAUGAAACUAGAGGAGUGCUCUAUGAGAGCAAAUAGUGGCAGAUUUUCACUGAGGGAUCUGCUCAUGGUGCCAAUGCAGAGAGUCCUAAAAUAUCAUCUACUACUACAGGAGCUUAUGAAACACACAGUGGAUCAGCAAGAGAAAGAGAAUUUACGUAAUGGAUUAGAUGCCAUGAGGGAUUUAGCUCAGUGUGUGAACGAAGUGAAGAGAGACAAUGAAAUUAUUCGGCAAAUCACAACAUUUCAGCUGUGUAUUGAGAACAUGUCUCAGUCUUUGGCGUUGUUUGGACGCCCAAAAAUAGAUGGAGAGUUUAAGAUCUGCAAUCCAGAGAAGAAAUCCAAACAAGACAGGUAUGGGUUUCUCUUUGACAAGGCUCUGUUCGUGUGUAAGAAGCGUAGCGGGGAGACGAUGGAACUGAAGGAGUUGAUUGAACUUCAACAUUAUCAGCUGAGAGAUGAACCUUCAGGAGAUCGAGACAGCAAGAAGUGGACACACACGUUCCUCCUGAUGGAUCUGUAUGGUCAGGGCGGCUAUGAUCUGUUCUUCAAGACUCGUGAGCUGAAGAAGAAAUGGCUGGAGCAGUUUGAGAUGGCACUAUCUAACAUGUGUCCAGAGAACAGCACCGCUAAUGGACAUGACUUCCAGAUGUACUGCUUUGAAGAAACCACAUCAUGCAAAGCCUGUCAGAUGCUCCUCAGGGGAAUCUUCUUUCAGGGAUAUCGUUGUACGCGCUGUAAGAUGGCCGCUCAUAAAGAGUGCUUGGGUCGAGUUUCUGUGUGUGGACGUAAUUCUGAAUCGGCAGGAACGUUGAAGAAGGGUAAAACACUGAGGUUAGCUUCUCCGAGACAGACUAAACCAGGUCUGCCGAAGAUGGAGGUUUGUCUGGAUUAUUAUGGUCUUCCUCCUCCUCCGGUGGCGUUCGGUCAGCCUCUUCAGCUGACUGUCGGUGAUGUGGUCGAAUUGACCCGAGCUGAGGUGGACUUACAGUGGUGGGAGGGCAGGAAUCUGACUAUAGGAGAGGUGGGCUGGUUUCCCUGCAGUAAAGUUCAACCCUAUCUACCAGGACCAUCACCAGAGUUAACAGGACUCCCCUGGUUCGCUGGUAACAUGGACCGGUCCGGUGCUAAAACUCUGCUCAUGCCUCGAUCCGACGGCACGUUUCUGGUGCGACAGAAAGACGCUGGAGAAUUUGCCAUCAGUCUCAAGUUUAACAUGGACACCAGACACAUAAAGGUCACAUAUUCUGAGGGUCUCUACAGAAUAAAUGAGAAAAAAGCUUUCAAGGGCCUGUAUGAGCUGGUUCAGUAUUAUCAAGAAAACUCACUGAAAGAAUGUUUCAAAGACGUCGACUCGAAACUCCAGACGCCCUACAAACAACCUGAACAAAACGCAACAGUGAACACAAGCGCACCUGCACACAACACAGGUGAACGUUAUUUUGGCACUGCUAAAGUUCGCUAUGAUUUCUCAGCCCGUGAUCGAACUGAACUGUCCCUGCGAGAGGGAGACACUGUGAAAAUCAUCUCAAAGAAAGCUCACAACGGCUGGUGGAGAGGAGAGGUCUAUGGCCGGGUGGGGCUCUUUCCUGCGAAUUACGUGGAGGAGGAGCAUUCAGAUUACUGCUGACACCAUCACUUACCAUCCAUCAUAUCAUGCAGACAACGACACUUUUAACAUACUGAUGUAACAAACACUGAUACGUUACCAAUGGUUUACAUUUAUUAAAGACAGAAAUCAGAUUUACACUGAAAGAGGAUCUGUGAUCGUGUGCUAUAUAUCUACUAACAUCUACAGUCUCAGUCUAUAUUCAUGUCAGAUGUAUAGACAGAAUCAUGUAGAACACAGAUACAAAUUCAGUUUGGCUUUUACUGAGCUGGGUAAUUUAAUCCAGAUUAAUCAUAGUUUGACCUGUUUGAUGAAAAUAAACUUUUGUGCUUAAGAUA